CGAGCAGUUACCAGCUUGAUAGCAACGCGCGCGCUUCUCUCUAGAAACUCUCUAGAUACUCCGAGCCGAACACGAAGGAUAAUACUUUUGAAAAAAGGUGCCAGAAGGCGACCGUUACUAUCUCGAAGUCCAUAUCACCGCGUUGCGUCUUUGGCAUUCAGUGUGUGUGUGUUUUUGGGUGAUUUUGGAAGAGCAUAAAUCAGAAUCUGGAGUUUAAUCAAUCUCACGUACCGCCUUGCAGUUGACCAGUGAUUAAGUAUACGCCAGCAUCGGGCGGAAGCAACGGAAGUAACCAGACAGGAAGUCCGGUUGAUUGUUCCUGCCACUUGCUCCUGGUAAUGGAAGAUCCGAAAGUGUGAGAGUGCGUUGGGAUCUCAGAAUGCCCCAACACUGACUGACAGGGCCAAUAUGCAAGGCUGAAUCCGACGGAACAAACAAGUUCAACAAACAAUACGAUUCCAAACAAUCGGACCUCGAGGACAUCUCGCUUAAGGGAAAGCGUUUACUAAGGACGACGACAGGCUACGGCAAAAUGGCGGACCUGGAGCGUAUACGCCUUGUCCUUUUGGGCGGAGCUGGUGUCGGCAAGAGCUCCAUUGUGAAGCGGUUCCUGUUCAAAACCUACACCGACAAAUACCGCGCCACCGUCGAGGAUCUCUACAAUCGCGAAUAUGACCUGGGCGGCGUCACCCUAAAGGUGGACAUUCUGGACACGUCCGGUGACAUGCAGUUUCCCGCCAUGCGACGCCUGUCCAUUGCCACGGCCCACGCGUUCAUGCUCGUCUACGCGGCCACCUCGGCGCCCAGCUUCCAGUGUGUGAAGCAGUGCUUUGAGGAGAUCCGGGAGCAGCGUGGCGACUUUCAGGACAUUCCCAUUGUGAUUGCCGGGAACAAGGCCGAUCUGGCCACCUCGCACCGAGAGGUCAAGCUGGAGGAGGUCAGCGAUUGGGUAUUCUGCGAGCUGCCACGCUUAAGAGCCAAAGUCUUGGAGUGCUCGGCGAAGGAGGACAGCAAUGUUACCGACCUGUUUAAGUCCCUGCUCUCCCUGUCCCGCUUUUUGCCCGCCAGCAGCGGGAGCGGAGGCAGUGGAGCAGCUGGCGAGGCGGCGCCCAGCGGCUUUAAGCGCCGCUCAUCGGCCUACGUCAGCGCAUCGUCCAGUCGCAACAAAAAUCGCAUGAACAGCCCGGCUCUGGGCGGGGCCGGUGGUAGCGGUGACAAAAAGGGAUCCGGCCUCGUGGAUGCCGUUGAUGUGGCCAGUACCAGUGCGGAAGCCAAGCUCAAGCCGCGUUCCAGAUCGCUCAUACGCCGCGCCUCACGCAAGACCAAGCAGCAAAUCAACAACGCAUCCGACGACUGCAACGUCCAGUAAAUUAUUAUUUAGAGCGGCAUAAUUGCGUUAUUAUGUUUCGCCGCAAAAUGUAUUAAUAAUGGACGCCAGUUAAUUAGUGUGCAUAAACAAGUGUCGCCCAUAUUUAUGUUCGGUGCACUGAGCUGAUUACUCUGAUAAUAUAAAACUCACAAAAACCGCACUUGCUCAAGGGCAAAACAGAAACCAGUUAGGUGUAGUUAUUGUUGAUAAAUACGCAACUCGAUAAUAACUAUAAUUAUUUAUUAUAACUAAGAGUGUGGGUGUGUCCAAAUGAAAGCUAUACCUUUUCCUAUAUAAGUACCCAGAGCUUCAAAUUAUAAUAAGUGAUUGCUGUUCAUUUUGAAAAAGGACAUGAAGUGAAAUCCUUUGAAUUUGGUUUUAAGCUUCCCAUACCAGAGUUUGUUUUCAUAAAUACUUAAAGUUUUCAUCUCUUUUGUAAAUAAAGAUUAAAAACAAGAAAGGCCAUUAGGAUUAGGAACUAAACACUUAAUUCCUUUGGCUUCUCCUGACUUUAUGGAAUCGAUUUAAGUUCAUAAAUUUUGAUGCGGUUUAUUGGGACCAGCUUUGUUUAAAUUUUGAAUAAUCUUCUAUACACCAAAUCGUUUAUAAUUUGUUCCACCAAUCUUACAAAAUAAGUCCACUUCUUGUGCACGGAAUUGGAAUUUAAAUGAGAGAAUGGGAGCUAGGCUUUAUUGAUGAGAUUUCGAAGAAUCGUAACGCCGGUCAUAGAGUUCCUUUUAAUGGUAAAAUAAUGUCCGGGGCUGUUGUUUUUUUUUUUAUGGUGAUGGAGGCGUCGAGGGAGCUAUUAAAGAGAAGACUUAGUUUAAGGCGUUUUCCAUUGAUUGAUUAUCAUAAUAUUAUGAUAGGUUGGCGUAGCUUUAAGGCAAAUUCUAUAAUGCUAAUAAGUACCAUAUAUCUGCACCGUUAGCUGACUCUUUAGUUAAUAUUUUCAUUUCCAUAUACUCGUAUAUAAACAAGCAUCUUGAUGGAUGGUAAGAAUGUUUGUGUUUGCUUUGAGCUCAACUUGAUUCCCCAGAAAAGGGGAGUUAUCACAGCCAAGCACGCGAAAAGGGAUGCAAAACGAAUUUUAUUAAGGAAUGAAGCUAUUUCGUGGCAUUUUGAUUUAACUUCAACCACGUGGAAUAACAAAAAACUUUAGCAGAAAAGAGCAGAGCACAAAAAAACCAUUUACUAUGCAAAAAACGUAAUUGUAAAAUAAAUUUUGAUGAGUGCGGAGGACAAAGGCGAACCUCGAAAUGCUUAUCAAGGAUAAAACAGGGUGUACUUUUUUACGGUAAAUAGCCAAAUCAAAUUCCACAAAAGCUCAUUGCAGGUUAUCUUUAAAGAGAUCUAUGAUAGGAAAAGUUUUGAUUUUAUAUUUGAUUUAAAUAUGAAAGGUAUGAGUGUGUAUGAUUCACAGUAUAAGUGAUAUGCAUUUCUUUGUGUUUGUUAUUCUGGAUGUCCUUAGCAGAUAAGAUUUAUUUAGACUAUGUACUCUAGGAAGUUAUUAAAGUUAUUAAGAAAUUAAAACUGAGGAUUGUAAAUGAAUGAACUACGGCAUAUGCAAAGUGAAUUGUGAUUAAAUAAUAUAAAGUUUUAUUUAUGUGCAAAUGAAAUGCAUAAUUGGUAAAGAAUGAUACCAGUAUUUUGCCGCUUUCGUCCAUCCACCAGAGAGGAUUGAGGAAUGGCCUGAAUUAAUUCUAGUUAUAUAAUAUAUAUCUUAAUGGAACACAGAAAUACAUAUGUGCAUACCGUUUAGGUGUUUGUUUUGUAAGUUAAGCGUUUAUACAUUGUUAUUAGGUGUAGUUAAUUGAAAACAAAUCUGAAAAGCCCACAAGUAUUCGAUCUUUAACUAUUUAAGCGUAACCUAUGUAUAUCAGCAACCUAUGGGAUCACACAAAAAUUUUGAGGACGCUAUGUACUCGUAUAUUAUAUACCACGAUAUAUCAGCUGACUUAUCUUACUUACCCCAACUUUGAAUACAUAUUUGUGUACGUAAUUCGAUUGUUCUACCAAAUAAAUGAAAAUCAAAAUAAGUCUAUAGGAUCUGAAGCAGUUUAAACAAAAACCUAGUGAACUCUCUAAGUGUGCGUAUGUGUGUCAUGUACUUGUAAACUAAUUGAAUUUCAAUUCAAAUUGAAUUAUUGACAAUUGUAUUAGCCAGUUAAAAUAAACCACAAUGCGUCCCAGGCAUCAUCGGUCUAUAAUGUUUGAUUCCAUUGCAUAUUGAAUUCCAUUUCUCAUUCUGUUAGACUCCUGCCAUUAGACUGUUGCCAACCCGGACCCGGACCAGUUGGCGCAAUCCCCACUAAAUCAAUUAAAAAUAGUGGCCGGCCAGGAGCUGUUCCCGUGAAGCAACCGCAGCAUCCAUUAAAAGUAACUAAUGGAAUUUCAUUCAAAUUAUAAAUUGCAUUUUCCUAUAAAUUCU
This is a messenger RNA of Drosophila ananassae, 3797 nucleotides long. Its product is annotated as GTP-binding protein Di-Ras2. The transcript is spliced from 7 exons. The coding region runs from base 533 to 1369 and encodes 278 amino acids. Lineage: Eukaryota; Metazoa; Arthropoda; Insecta; Diptera; Drosophilidae. The record is from RefSeq and is a predicted model, not a curated record. Gene Ontology annotation, molecular function: GTPase activity; GTP binding.